Molecule: messenger RNA, 3800 nt
Organism: Malaya genurostris
Lineage: Eukaryota; Metazoa; Arthropoda; Insecta; Diptera; Culicidae
Product: sodium-dependent nutrient amino acid transporter 1-like
Exons: 13
Coding region: 132-3734 (1200 amino acids)
Biological process (GO): sodium ion transmembrane transport
Cellular component (GO): membrane
Molecular function (GO): L-amino acid transmembrane transporter activity
Source: RefSeq, a predicted model, not a curated record
CUCACUUUUGCCUCAUUCGCUCAGUAGUGAAUUAGUUUCUCGCGACGUUGGUGGUGAUGGUAAUGUGUGUGAAAAUUACUAGAGAAUAAAUUGACUCUAGGAUUGUGUCAAAUAUUUGCCCCAGUGUCGUGAUGGAGAACAAUAGCGCAAAGGAUUCUGGGCAGGCUAAUGGCGAAACGGGAACACUGAAAAAUGCCAUUAUUACGAUCAAAACUGAUGACAGUGGACACCAAAAAUGGGGUAGCAGUAUUGAGUUUCUGCUGUCAUGUAUCGCAAUUUCCGUCGGAUUCGGGAACGUCUGGAGAUUUCCCUACACGGCACUACAAAACGGAGGAGGUGCCUUCGUGAUACCGUACCUAAUCGUGCUGUUCGUAGUUGGCAGACCGAUCUACUACCUGGAGAUGGUGAUGGGUCAGUUCUCUAGCCGAGGAUGUGUGAAGGUGUUCGAUGUCUGUCCGUUGAUGCGAGGCGUUGGAGUCGGACAGACCAUCACGAUGUUCAUCAUUGUGGGAUACUACGCAGCGAUACAGGCAUUAUCUCUUCGAUAUUUUUUCGACUCGUUUCAAAGUCCUCUGCCUUGGAGCGAAUGUCAGCGGGGAUGGUUAAAUUGCAUUGAUUCUAACUUUCUUGGAAGAGCAUCCGUUAUCAAUGGAACCCCGACGGCUACUCCAUCGGCAGAUUUCUAUUUCCGAAAGGAAAUCAUGAACCUAUUACCUAACAUUGACAACGGAAUCGGCCUUCCGGAUUGGAAACUGUCACUUUGUCUGUUGGCGUGUUGGAUCUGUAUCGCUGGCAUUCUGGUGAAAGGAAUUAAAAGCUCGGGGAAAGCUACCUACUUUCUGGCUCUCUUUCCAUUCGUGAUUCUUCUGUUGCUACUGAUUCGUUCCUGUACAUUGACCGGUGCCAUCGACGGGAUCAAAUAUUUCGUGCAGCCCCAGUGGGAAAUGAUACUUAAGCCGGAUGUUUGGUAUGCAGCCAUUGGCCAAUGUUUCUUUUCUCUGACCGUGGGAUUGGGAGCAGUGAUCGUAUUUUCAUCUUUCAAUAACUUUUCCAGUCACAUUUAUCGUGAUGCCACAAUCAUUUCCAUCCUCGAUACGGCGACCUCGGCGGUAUCCGGUGUCAUUGUCUUUGGCAUCGUUGGCAAUUUGGCCUACAUAACACAGAAGCCAGUUCCCGAAGUGAUGAAGUCCGGUCCGGAGCUGACAUUCAUAACCUAUCCAGAUGCCAUCGCUAAGAUGGAUUUUGCGCCAAAUUUUGUCGCUGUCAUGUUCUUCCUGAUGUUCGUCUUACUGGGGCUGGGCAGCAAUGUCGGAAUCGUGACAACCAUUCUAACGUCGAUCCAGGACCGUUAUCCGCAUGUGACUGUCUGGAAAACCGUUUUGAUUAUUUCAAUUGCGGGAUUCUGUUACGGGUUGGUGUUUGUUACUCCGGGUGGCUUGAUUAUGCUGGAUCUUAUAGAUUACUAUGGAGUAACAUUUGCAACUCUCACUUUGGUUAUUCUGGAAGUCAUUACAUUCUGCUGGCUUUACGGGGUGCGAAGAAUAUGCAUUGACAUACAGUUCAUGCUAGGAAUCAAAACCGGUAUAUUCUGGAGAGUUUGUUGGGGUUUCUUGACUCUACUUAUGAUUGGCGCAAUUUUCAUCAUGGAAUCAAUCCAAUAUGAACCAAAGGAUGUUCCUGUAGGUUACAAUGUGCUCGGUUGGUGUUUAUACGGUUUCUCGGUACUGCAGGUAGUCGGCUGGGCAGUUUAUGCAAUUUGCAAACGACCGGAAAAACGAGUGCUCAGCAAGUUACUUCACGCGUCGAAACCUACAGAGGAUUGGGGACCGGAGAGUAUGCUUUUGAAAAAUGAUUAUAAUGUAACUGUUCGGAGGCACAAGGACUCUUUGAGCUUAAGAAAAAAGAAUUUUUUGGAAAGGUUCUAUCAACGUCUUUCUCACAAUGUAUCGCGAACAUCGUUGUCUUCGUAUGGCAAUGAAAAUUCAACAACGGGAUCAUCGACACCGGUCCGAGAUAAAUGGGGUAAAGAUGUGGAAUUCAUGCUAUCCUGUAUAGCCUAUUCCGUUGGAUUCGGCAACGUAUGGAAGUUUCCGUACACCGCAUUGAAAAAUGGUGGAGGAGCAUUUUUGAUUCCGUAUCUGGUGGUACUGUUUAUCGUGGGACGUCCUAUCUACUAUUUGGAAAUGGUUAUUGGUCAGUUUGCCAGCCGCGGAGUAGUGAAAGUGUACGAUUUGAGUCCUGCUAUGAGGGGAAUCGGAGUAGGUCAAUCUGUUGCCAUGUUCGUCGUCAUGACCUACUACACGCCAAUAUUGGCUAUCACACUGCGGUACCUGGUGGCAUCCUUCAGUGCCGAAUUACCGUGGGCUAAGUGUGACCCAUCGUGGACAAACUGUGUCGAUUCAGCCAACGUAGGGAAAGUCGAGUCUACUAACUCAACCACCCCACCAAAAGCAUCUGCAGAGCUUUAUUUCACCAUCACCGUAAUGCAUAAGAACGAAUCUCUUUAUGACGGCGUUGGAGUCCCAGAUUGGAAGCUGAUCCUGUGCCUAACGUUUUCAUGGCUAUGCGUUGCAACUAUUCUCAUCAAAGGCAUUAAAAGCUCCGGAAAGGCUUCCUACUUUUUGGCUAUCUUUCCGUACGUCAUUAUCAUCAUUCUGCUAGUGCACGCUUGCACACUGAAAGGAUCAUUCGAUGGCAUUCUAUACUUUCUUACACCGCAGUGGGAUCAACUGUUGAAUGUUACGGUGUGGUACGAAGCCGUUACCCAGUGCUUUUUUUCGCUAUCGGUUUGCUUCGGUGGUAUAAUUGCUUAUUCAUCAUUCAACAAUUUUACUAACGAUGUAUACAAGGUGGCAAUGAUCAUUUCCUGGUUGGACACGCUAACUUCCAUCAUUGCCGGAUGCAUAGUGUUCGGUGUAAUCGGCAACUUGGCAUUCGUAACCGAGCAGGACGACAUCCAGAAAGUGGUACAGAGUGGUGCCGGACUUACAUUCAUGACCUACCCGAAUGCAAUUGCCAAAUUUGAACUACUACCUCAACUGUUUUCGGCUUUGUUCUUCCUGAUGCUGUUCGUCGUGGGACUGGGCAGCAAUUUGGGAGUGACCACCAGCAUCGUGACAGCAAUCCGUGAUCAGUGCCCGUGGCUGAAGAAUUGGCAGAUAGUGUCAGUGGUUUCCGUAGUUGGAUUCUCAUUUGGAUUGAUUUAUCUGACUCCUGGUGGACUAGAUCUGCUGGAUAUUUUGGACUAUUAUGGAGCUAAAUACGUGACUUUGACUCUGGCGGUGUGUGAACUGGUGACGCUUGCUUGGAUCUACGGCGUAGACCGGCUCUGUCGCGAUAUAAAAUUCAUGUUGAGACGACGUACAAGCUGGUUCUGGAAGAUCUGCUGGGGUAUUGUAACUCCCUUGGUAACGAUGUUGAUUCUAUUGCUGAGCUUUUUUGAGUAUGAAGCUUUUUCUGUUCCAAGUGGAUAUAAUGUUCUCGGUUGGGGUAUUUACAUCCUUGCCAUUCUUCAACUACCAGGAUGGGCUUUGUAUGCUGCAUGGCGGCUCAAAACAAAAUCAUCGCUAUCACUUUUCGACUCAUUAAAGAAAUCGUUCCGCCCACUGCCCGAGUGGGGUCCAGAACUGAAACCGAUUCGCAUCCGUUACCUGGAAGAAGAGGCACGGUACAAAGCAACAGUGCCACAAGAUCAAACUGUUCUGGACUCCAUUAAGCGAAAGUUGUUCAGUUAGGAACAUAGUGUGCUGUGAAACAAAUAUUUGUUCUCUUGUUUUUUUUGUAAUAUACAACUGACAGAA